Messenger RNA from Poecilia reticulata (guppy), 3325 nucleotides. The record is from RefSeq and is a predicted model, not a curated record. Lineage: Eukaryota; Metazoa; Chordata; Actinopteri; Cyprinodontiformes; Poeciliidae.
GACUCAACAAUACGCCGCCCUAAGGUGAUCCUCYGAGAUAUCGUUCCGUUCAGGGCGUGUCCCGCUAGGUGUGACUGGUUGAGUGUGUGCCAUUAGUGGCUGGAACSGAGCAGAACAUAACAGUCCGCCCACGCACGUUGUAACAAAUCGGAGAAAGGGACGGGUGACAAAUCAACUAAUAGCGAGAUCUUAGAACGUCUGUCAUUAUUUGAGCUGGAGAGCAACUCCAGGUGGACUUUUCUUGAGUCGCUCCGGGACAAAGUCCGACUGCCUUUACUCUAAAAUGACAAAGGUUCUCAUUUAUCCUGUCUUGUCGCUGCUGAUCCUUUCCUUUGUGGAGUCAUGUUAUAUUCCUGCCUCUCUAAACGUCGUUUCGCCACAAACCAUUCCAGUUGGAUACCAGAUCACAAAAGUUCUUGUUAUUGUUUCAGAUUCACAAGCCACACACGAUGUGUACUACACCAUCGAAGGACGUGGUGUGAACCUGGACCCAGCUGGCAUUUUUAGUCUUAACAGUAAAGAUGGGGCUCUGUACGUGCACAAGACAGUGGAUCGAGAAACGAUUGCACAGUAUACACUAACGAUUAAUGCUUUGGACAAAAUAUCCCAUGUGCCAAGAGAUUUACCUUUGGACAUUGUAGUAAAAGUGGACGAUGUAAAUGAUAAUGCGCCAGAGUUCCAAGGCAAGCUUGAGUUUACUGUGCUUGAGCAAAGCUUAGCUGAGCUGGUGGGGAAAGUGAAUGCCACAGACAAAGAUGAUCCCAAUACAGACCAUGUGAGGAUCAGAUACAAGCUCCUUGAUGGGUUGGAUUUUUUUGCCAUCAAYGCCGAAACCGGUGUCAUCUCCACAAUCUCUAAGAAGCUGGACCGGGAGACAAAAGAAAAGCAUAUGGUUACUAUAGAGAUCAGAGAUUUGAAGGGUGCACCAGCGGGUCUUUCCAGCACUGCUACCGCAACAAUCACCUUGAAAGACAUCAACGACAACCCACCGACUUUYAACCAAAGUUCAUAUAAAGCUACAGUUCCAGAGAACGAGGGUGACAAACUAAUCCUGAGAAUUCCCGUGAAUGACAAAGAUUUAAUAAACACACCCAACUGGAUUGCCAAAUUUGUCAUCACGAAAGGAAAUGAAAAUGGAAAUUUCAGAAUUGACACUGAUCCCAAAACAAAUGAGGGGCUUCUUUAUGUUGCAAAGCCCUUAGAUUAUGAGACGAACAAGAAAGUAAUGCUUGAGAUUUCGGCCCAGAAUCAAGAAAAGCUGGUUGGAGCCAGUUCCAGCUGGAUGUCCGUCCCUGUGGAGGUUGCUGUCACCGACAUUGACGAAGGCCCGGAAUUCCUUCCUCCUACUGUUCGCUACAAUGUCCAAGAAAACAUACCAAAUGGCACAGUGAUUGGGACGUACAAAGCUAUUGAUCCAGAGACCAAGAGMAGUGCUGGCAUAUUGUAUUACAAGGUGUCUGAUCCAGGAUCAUGGGUUGGAGUGAACACCAAUACUGGAGAGCUGACGGUUACGAACACCAUUGACAGAGAGUCCCCUCUUGUCCAGGAUGGGAUUUACAACAUCACCGUCAAGGCUGUUGAUGCCAGUAAGUUGUUGUUCACCAUGCAGAAAGCAGUUGUGCUACUCCAGCCAUUAUCCAUAGAAUAUCCAGAGGAUGAUGGCUGGAUAAUGACUAACAGAGAAGAUCUGAAAAUCGAAUGCUUAAGCUUAAAAGAGCUAAAGUUGACAUGUCUGGCAAAUGCUAAGCCUUCCAGCAUUCUAAAGAUUUAUUCUGUUUUCUGUWACAUUACAGGUUUACUGUUGCUCUUCACUUGCACUACAAAGCCAGAGAAGGUUACACUUGAAGACGAAGGAUACAGUAGAGGAAUCCUCAUUCCAUCGAACACAGAGGCYCCCGGCGAUGAAGUGGAUUCCAUGGCUUUUCCGAGCACUUCAUUAGAGCAGGGAGUAAAAGAUUCAAUGAAGGGCUCUGUAGUGAACACUGGAUGGCUGGGAAACAAAAGCACAAGCACAAUUGGAGGCCAUAGCGUGCAUGAAAAUGGAUUUCAACAGUCCAUCGGCCUUAAUACAAUGAAUAAAAUGUCCUCUAGGAGGUUUGAUAAUUACGGUCAGCAUUUUGACACCAUGGGGAGUCAACGUCUCAACAUGAAUGCCAUGGAUUAUGAUCAAUACAUUAUGGACAAUAAUCUAUCUCGUACUUGGAAGACACAUGACCUUUAUCUGAAACAGAAACUGGCCAUGAUGGGAGGAGAGAGGGACGAACGCUACGCAGGUGAUAUCAUGCACUCCUAUGACUACGAGGGGAAUGAGUCUGUCCACGGCUCCGUGGGAUGCUGCAGUGAGCACGGCGACAAAGAAAAUCUUGACUUUUUGAACACACUUGGGCCAAAGUUCAAAACUCUUGGAGAAGUCUGUACAAAGAGAUGAAAAAAAGAUAAUGAAGUGGUUUAGGUUUACUUUCCAUUGUACAAGAUAUAGAUGCCUGGGUUAUGAAUGCUUGGUAUGGUGCUGAAUGUUUAUUAUGUUAGUGUUUCAUUAUGACAUUUUGAAUUUUUUUUCUUCUUUUUUGUAGAAGCCUUUUGCACUGAAAACAAAGCAGUUAUCAGUUUCACACAAGUCAUGUGAUGCUUUCUUUUGUGGUAAUUUCUUCCUAUAGACUUGGUCAUGUUCAAAUUAAGAUGUAUAUGAAGAUAAUUUAAAGCUUAAAAUCUGUUUAUAAUGACUUGAUUGUUUAGCUUUUAUUAAUCUUGUGUUCACAGAGAACAAAAUGCAUUUUUAUCGUCAGCUUUGUCUGUAUAGUUUCUGAGGUAUUUUAUUCUAUUUUUGGCUGACAUUUCAUACAGUGUUCUAUGUAUAAAACCAUAUUUUUUUGUUUUUUUUAAACACGUGCCGACUUUGGGAUUCUGUUGUUUGUCUUUUGGUGAUUUUCCACUGCAAGCUUUUCCAUUUUUUUUUUUUUGUUUUAUGCACUAAUUAUGUGUGCAGGCACAUUCCACCCGCAAAGGAAUGUGUUUACAGUUGACUGGGUGUAGUUUCUGCAGAGUGUCAGUGGGAUUAUUGCAACAUUCUGAGACAACRGAGUUUGCGAAAAUCAACGCAAGGGCGUGAACACGAGGGGUGGGGUGUGACACUGCCGUCAACUGAAUCCCACUGUUCAGACACAUGCAAGGUCAGACCCUUCAGUAAGAUAUCCAUAAAGCUGCUUGCUUGAAGAGGAUCAAAUAUUUAUUGUCGAGCAUUUUUUUUUUUUUUUUUUUAGUUUUGUUGUCUGGUUUAGUUUUAAAUGAGCUGAAAAGAAUAAAUUCAAGUAAGAUCUGAAGCAGA